Saxophila tyrrhenica is the source of this 1215-nucleotide messenger RNA. RefSeq lists its product as uncharacterized. Bases 1 to 1215 code for a protein of 404 amino acids. The record is from RefSeq and is a predicted model, not a curated record. NCBI's taxonomy places the organism in Eukaryota, Fungi, Ascomycota, Dothideomycetes, Mycosphaerellales, Extremaceae. The transcript has a single exon.
AUGCCAUCCCUUCUCAAGCCACCCAAACUGUGGAAUCACCAUGCCUCCUCCAACUCCUCCGACAACAACAACCCGCCAACCGCCGAUGACCCCCGCUCGUCGGCCGGCAUGUCGUCCGCCUUUGUCUCCAAGUCCCGCCGUGUUCGCUUCGACCUGACUUUGAAGAUCAUUGACCUCAACAACGUCCCUUUGGUAUCCGGCACGAGCUUCAUAAAAUGGCAUCUACCCUCCUCGACUGCAGCGGAGCACCGCGGCCGCACGGAGAAAUGCGCGAUUCGGGAUCACAGAGUCGCGUAUGACUACGAGAAGCGCAUCCCCGUACGCCUGACCGUGGGCAAAGAUGGAAUGCUGCAGGAAUGCAGCGUGGACUUCGAAAUCCUACAGGAGUACGGUGCUGGAGGGAGAGGGGAGCGGAUCAGACUGGGCGACGUGAAGUUGAAUCUGGCAGAGUACGUGGAAGCGAGCGAGACGCCUGCCUCGCCUGGGGCAGCGGGACCUGGACAGGGCGAGGAGGGAGUGGUGAGGAGGUACUUGAUGCAGGAGAGCAAGAUCAACAGUACACUGAAGCUGGGCAUACACAUGCGGCAUGUGGAGGGGACGAGGGACUUCUAUGCUCCUCCGCUUCGCACCGCGCCGGUGUUUGGUGGAAUUGCGGGUAUCAUACACUCGUCCGAGCCUGCGGCCACCGCUCAACGCAUGAAUGUGAGCGGGGGUGUGGAUGCUGCUGGCGCGAGUCCCGAGCUUGGUGCAGAAGGUCAGGAUAUGGCAGUACCGAACCUCAGCUCGAGGAACAAGGAGGUCGGGGAGAUGCAGGACAUGUACAGGCGUACGCUCGCCGCGUUCUGGGCUUCGCAGCCAGGUGAGCUGCGCGCGGACGAGUGCAUUGAGGACAUUUUCGCUGGAGGUGACGGAUGGGGCAAGAAUGGUCGGCCUGAGAUUCCUGCUGGGAAGGCGGAGCGAAAGGAGGGCACGGCGGGUUUUGGGAGACGGAAUAGUAGGGAUCGCUCUGGAACUUCGACACCCAACCCGCAAGAUGGCAGUGGUGGUGAGGCGCCGAAAAUGGCCCAAGGGGGUGGAAGGGGGAUAAUGGGGAGGCAUCACCACAAGCAUGGCAAGAACAAGAACAUGACGCGAAAGCAGCAUGGUGAGGUGGAGGAGCAGGACUGUAGGGAGGACUUGAUUAGCUGGAGGAUUGGCGAGGCGGCUUACGCAUGA